Molecule: messenger RNA, 1194 nt
Organism: Trypanosoma brucei brucei TREU927
Lineage: Eukaryota; Euglenozoa; Kinetoplastea; Trypanosomatida; Trypanosomatidae
Gene: TbEAP1
Product: RNasePH-like protein; exosome-associated protein 1; Rrp42 homologue
Exons: 1
Coding region: 1-1194 (397 amino acids)
Biological process (GO): nuclear polyadenylation-dependent rRNA catabolic process; U5 snRNA 3'-end processing; nuclear polyadenylation-dependent mRNA catabolic process
Cellular component (GO): cytoplasmic exosome (RNase complex); nuclear exosome (RNase complex)
Source: RefSeq, a predicted model, not a curated record
AUGCAGUUUGGCCCUGUUGUCAGUGAGGCGGAAAUACGGACGGUGCAGGACGGCAUUGCAAACGGUGUUCGCAGUGACGGCCGAUCCCUUACGCAGCGCCGUCCCUUCACCGUUGUGACUAACCGCGGCUCAACCACACAUUUUGAAGGCAGUAGUGUUGAGGUGCAUUGCGAUGGUACCACUGUUGUGGCCGCUGCAACACCGUCAGUUGUGGAACUGGACAUCGACCGCGGCCAGGCACCGCGUGGCUCAUUGUUUGUCAACAUCGAUGCCGUUCCCGCUGUGGUGGAGCAUUACGCGCAAUCGGUGCGAAAUAACAGCGCCCGCUACCGUCAAGCCUUCCUUUCCUUCUUAGCAACGGCCAUCCGUCAAACGUUCGGGGCACAAGGCGUUACGGCUGAGGAGCGGCAGCAGCAACUGGGAAUUGCGGAGGCGGAGAUUAUUGCUGAUGAGGGAGAUGAUGAACAAAGGGAGGAUGCCUUCGGGGGAAGAGGCGCAGCAGAGGAGAAGCCGGUGGAAGAGACUGCGGAACAACGGGUGGAUUGUUGCGGAUUUCCCGGUGAACAAUUGUAUAUUGGAGGGGGAUAUGCUUUUCGUAUUGAUGUGGACGCGCAUGUACUGCAGGCUCAUGGGGGGAGUUUGGCCUCCAUCGUGGCGCUAGCGGUGCAUGCUGCACUCAAAACUGUACGACUACCAAGUGUUACCCUUCACGAAGCCUCCGCCGGGUUUUCACUGGAAGUGAACUACAGUAAACCGUAUGCCACAGCAGUAAAUUGGAGUCGGCUACCGGUGUUGAGUGUUGUGCAUGUGUCGCCCACGCGGCAUUAUGUGGUGGAUCCAACGCGGUUGGAGGAGUUGGCGCUGCCGCAGCAGUUGCGUGUGGCAGUCAACAGCUUCGGGCAAGUGUUUCACAUGCGAUUUCAGCAGUUGCCUUCGCGCCGCGGGAAUGCCAUGCGACUUAUUCGCAGUCCGCGGGAGGAAGCUGGAAAGGAUAACAGUAACGAUAAUAGCGAGCGCGAUGUUGAUGGUGAUGAUGUGGACGACAGUAGUCGAAGAGGUUUUGAUGCCGGUGUUAAGGGAACGGUGGGUGGGAUGAAUAUGCCCGACAUGGCGGCAGUUCUGCACGCGGCUGUUCACAUUUCACAGGCCGUCAUUGCAGAGUGCGACGAGGCACUUGCGGGGAGUAGUGGGUAA